AUGUCGUUAUUUGUUUUAGGAGGUACCGGUUUGGUUGGCUCAGAGUUCCUAUCCAAGGCGUUGGAAUGUUCGUCGACGAAGAAGGUCUUUGCUCUUCUUAGAAGAGACCCCGAAAUCGAAAAUGAUAAACUGGUAAAGAUUAUAUCCAAGGAGACUGAUCAAUGGGGUGAAGUCAUUAAAUCCACUGAUAUAGCAGAAAACUCCACCUUUUUCUCUGCAUUUGGAACUACGAGGAAGGCUGCAGGAUCAGCAGAAAAUUUUGUUAAGAUUGAUCAUGACAUUAAUUAUGAGGCGUUUAAGGCUGCUAAGGAAUCUGGCAAGUUUGACACUGCAAUAAUCGUCUCUUCCAUGGGUGCAGAUAAGGAUUCGAGGUUUCUCUACAUGAAAACCAAAGGCCAAUUAGAUCAGGACAUUAUCGAUCUAAAGUUCAAGAAAACCAUUAUUUUGCGUCCUGGUAUCCUCUUGGGUGAACGUAAAGUGUCUAAAGGAUUGAAUAAUACACUCGCAGAAUAUGUGGGAAGAUGGACAAGGGGGACUUUCAUUGGCAAUGCAAUUGGACAUCCGAUUUAUGCAGAGGAAGUUGCUAAAUGUGCACUAAAGCUAGCGUUGGAGCCAGCAAAUGAAGAAGGUGAAGUACGUAUCCUCCAAAGUGCAGAAAUCAUCAAACUGGCAAAUUGA
Messenger RNA from Pichia kudriavzevii, 678 nucleotides. RefSeq lists its product as uncharacterized. The record is from RefSeq and is a predicted model, not a curated record. Gene Ontology annotation, biological process: import into nucleus. The coding region runs from base 1 to 678 and encodes 225 amino acids. Gene Ontology annotation, cellular component: cytoplasm. The transcript has a single exon. NCBI's taxonomy places the organism in Eukaryota, Fungi, Ascomycota, Pichiomycetes, Pichiales, Pichiaceae.